Capsella rubella is the source of this 849-nucleotide messenger RNA. Its product is annotated as putative FBD-associated F-box protein At1g05080. Bases 1 to 849 code for a protein of 282 amino acids. The record is from RefSeq and is a predicted model, not a curated record. The transcript has 2 exons. Lineage: Eukaryota; Viridiplantae; Streptophyta; Magnoliopsida; Brassicales; Brassicaceae.
AUGGUGCCUAAACUCGAGUACACUAUUAAAUACAGUGAUAACAUCGAAGAUGUUUGUAGAUUUAUCGACAAGUCAAUGGAACUUAACAAGGAACCUGUUUUAGAAACCUUCCGUAUCCAUCUCGAUAAUCGAGAGCUUGAUACCAGCAUGUGGAUUAAAAAAUCAGUUGAUCGCCAUGUGCGCGUACUGGAGCUCAAUCUACUUAGCUCUAAAAGGCUUACCAAGUUGCCUCAGAGUCUUUACACCUGCAGAACACUUGUGGAAUUGACUCUCUCUAACCGUAUUUUAGUGGAUGUUCCUUCCUCGGCUUAUCUCCCAUCUCUCAAAAAGCUGUUAGUUGUUUCGGUGAGGUUCAGAAACCAAGAUUCUGUUUUUAGGCUUCUAUCGAGUUGCUCCAAUCUUGCUCCAUCGACCAUUCCCCUCAGCAUGGGUAAUAACUUGAAAGACACGUUUUCGACCAAGAAAGUGCAACUUCCUUGUAUGCGCGUACUGGAGCUCAAGUUACAUAAAUCCAAAACUCUUAGCAAGCUGCCUGAGAGUCUUUACACUUGCGAAACGCUUGUGGAAUUGACUCUCGCUAACGAUAUUCUUGUGGAUGUUCCUUCCUCAGCUUAUCUCCCGUCUCUCAAAAAGCUGUUGCUCGUUUUGGUCGAGUACAAAGAUGAAGAUUCUCUUGUUAGGCUUUUAUCUAGUUGCUCUGAUCUUGCUCGGUCAACCAUUCGCCUCAGCAUCGCUGAUAACUGGAAAGACUCUUUCUCGAUCAAAAAAUUUUCAGUCAUUGCAGGAUGUGAAUUUCAGUGGCAUUAUUUUCCCUCAGCUUCAACGUUUCAAGAUGCGUACAACUUCUAA